GGAUCAGGGACACGGUCGGCAGCAGACAUGGACUUGCAUUGCGAUUGUGCGGAGACUCCAGCAGUCGAGCAGCCGUCCGGGAAGAUUAACAAAACGGCUUUCAAAUUAUUUAAAAGGAGAAAAUCUGGGGGCACCAUCCCCAGCAUAUUUGGGGUGAAAAACAAAGGUGGGGAUGGGAAAGACUCGAGUAAAACAGGGAUGGUGCGGAGCAAGACUCAUGAUGGAUUAGCUGAUGCUGUGCUAGAAAGCAGCAAGAAAGAGGAAUCGAGCAGUGGUGGUGGUGGCAGUGAUCAGCAGAACAAGGAUAUAAACACUAGGGCUGUAGCCAGCCUGAAUGUUUCAGCAAACAGCUCGGUGGCGAAGUCGCACAGUUUCUUCUCUCUGUUGAAAAAGAAUGGGAAAUCGGAAAAUGGCAAGGGAGAGAACGCAGAUCAGAGGGCUGGCAGCAGACAAAAGAAAGGGCUGAAAGGGAUCUUCAGCAGUAUGCGAUGGCAUAAAAAGGACAAAAAUGGCAAGGAAGAAAGGGGGGAAACAUCAGAAAUUCAAUCCAGCCUCAUUAUGCCUGGUUCUUUGACGGCCAGCUUGGAAUGCAUCAAAGAGGAGACACCAAAACCUUUGUCUGAAACUCAAAACACCACAGAAGAAAUUAACAUUGAAUUGUCUUGUGAGAAAUGUGGCAGCGAUGUGCACACUACAGCAGAUGAGCCUGGAGUCAGAGAUGGGGAGUUGCAGAACAACAGAAACAUACCAGGAGAGGAUCCUGCUAGUGCUGGAAACCGAGGCGAGGAGAACAACCCUGAGCUACCAGAUCCGGGUGCAGGAGAGGUUGGGACUGCGAAGGAUGCAGCCAUAACAGGUGACAUUCCAAUAAAGACUAUUCCCCUUGUUGAACCCGAAUGUGAUAGCGGUCAAGAGACGGCAGCAGCCCCUGACCCUUCCUCUAUUGAUCCACCCUCAGAGCAAUCGAUUGAUCGUAUUUGUUUGAUGUUUGCUGACGUGACUUCAUUGAAAAGCUUUGACUCUCUUACAGGCUGUGGAGAUAUUAUUGCGGACCAGGAGGAUGAAGUGGGCAGCAGCAGUGGAGGCUGUGACAAGAACGCCCCGGGGCCCAGCAAGCCAGGCACCUCCAAAAAGAACCCAAACGUUGUGGCCUACCAAGGAGGAGGAGAGGAGAUGGCAAGUCCAGACCAAGUGGAUGACACCUACCUUCAGGAGUUCUGGGAUAUGCUGUCACAAACAGAAGAGCAAGUCCAAGACAUCCCUGGUGGGGGAGGGAUAAAAAAGCCUGACAUCUCAAGGGAGAGCAAGUGUGUUGUGGGGGCCCAGAAUGGUUCAAUGGUUAAACGCAUUGGUCUCAACCAGAUUCCAAUUCAUCUCAACCACAAAGAGGAUCAAAAGAACAGGGAAAAGGAGCAGCAAGAGUGCAUCCCAAACAGUGAUGAGGGCUAUUGGGAUUCUACAACUCCUGGUCCUGAGGAAGACAGCACCAGUAGUGUCCAGAAAGAGAGCAUACCGAGGGACAGCUACAGUGGUGAUGCCCUCUACGAUCUCUAUGCUGACACAGAUGAAAAUGUAGCAGGGGUGCCUUCUGAUGAAGAGGUUACUUGUGUGUUGCGCUCUAAACCAGUGUCACCCAUAACAACUACGUGCCCACUUAAAACACCUGCAGGUUCUGUCAAGGACUCUAAGAUACCUAUCAGCAUUAAACAUCUUUCAUCGCUUCCUGCCAGCCAUGCAACAGAUGCAAGUAACAGCCAUCAUGUUGCACACCAUCAUCCGGCCAAAAGUGAGAUACCCAGAACAAAAAUACCUGUUUCUAAAGUACUUGUACGUCGGGUCAGUAACAGGGGCUUAGCAGGGACAAUGAUCAAAGCCACCACAUUCCAGGACAGUGCCAGAAAGUAG
This is a messenger RNA of Alligator sinensis (Chinese alligator), 1905 nucleotides long. RefSeq names its product APC membrane recruitment protein 2 (gene AMER2). Lineage: Eukaryota; Metazoa; Chordata; Crocodylia; Alligatoridae. The transcript has a single exon. Gene Ontology annotation, biological process: regulation of canonical Wnt signaling pathway. The coding region runs from base 28 to 1905 and encodes 625 amino acids. Gene Ontology annotation, cellular component: plasma membrane. Gene Ontology annotation, molecular function: beta-catenin binding; phosphatidylinositol-4,5-bisphosphate binding. The record is from RefSeq and is a predicted model, not a curated record.